Penaeus vannamei (Pacific white shrimp) is the source of this 309-nucleotide messenger RNA. The record is from RefSeq and is a predicted model, not a curated record. NCBI's taxonomy places the organism in Eukaryota, Metazoa, Arthropoda, Malacostraca, Decapoda, Penaeidae.
AUGGCGUAUGGAAUAGAAACAGCAAGUAUGCAAAAGACAGAGGAGAAAAAGAUGGAGGUAACUGAAAUGAGAAUGUUGAGGUGGAUGUUUGAGGUAACAAGAGAGGAUAGGAUUAGGAAUGAGUUCAUGAGGAGGUCGACAAAAGUGGUAGAAAUAUCAAAAGAAAAUUCAGCAAGGGAGACUGAGGUGGUCCGGACACCUGCUGAGAAGGGACGAAGAACAUGUUGGAAGAUAUACAGUGGAGAUGAAAGUUCAGGGAAGAAGGAAGAAGGGAAGGCCAAGAAAGAGAUGGCGAGACUGUGUAAGUGA